AUGGAGAAACCUGAGGAAUGCCACCGCGUGGAAAAAUUGUGGAAGUGUGGCAACUGCGGGAAAUGCUUCCAUUUCCCGUCUGACCUGAAGAUCCAACGGUGCAGUCACACCAGAGAGAGGCUGUUCUCCUGCCCAGAAUGUGGGAGGGACUUCAUCCAGGCCUCCGGCGUCGUGGCUCACCAGCGAGUCCACACCGGGGUGAGGCCCUUCAACUGCCCCAAGUGUGGGAAGGCCUUUACUCAGGCCUCCGCCCUCCUGAGGCACCAGCGGGUACACACAGGGCAGAGGCCGUUCACCUGCUCUGAGUGCGGAAAGGGGCUUACGUUUUUCAGCAACUUGCGGAAGCACCAGCGCUCCCUACAAUUGGAUUCCACCGGUGACGCUGCUGUGAGUCACUCCCAGGAUUGA
Messenger RNA from Chiloscyllium plagiosum (whitespotted bambooshark), 408 nucleotides. NCBI's taxonomy places the organism in Eukaryota, Metazoa, Chordata, Chondrichthyes, Orectolobiformes, Hemiscylliidae. The record is from RefSeq and is a predicted model, not a curated record.